Molecule: messenger RNA, 4673 nt
Organism: Schistosoma bovis
Lineage: Eukaryota; Metazoa; Platyhelminthes; Trematoda; Strigeidida; Schistosomatidae
Source: the annotation of a GenBank genome assembly
AAAGUUUCCCAUCUAGCGCUUGUUUCAGAUAUGGCGCAACUCAAUGCAUAGGAGUGAGAAGGACAAACGGUAUGAUAGACAGUUGAGGCUAUGGGGUGAUCAUGGGCAGUUUGCACUUGAGUAUGCCAAGGUGUGUCUUUUGAGAGCUGAAGGUUUGGGGGCAGAAAUAUUGAAAAAUUUAGUACUUCCAGGCGUCGGCAGCUUCACAAUUAUAGAUGAUUCCUAUGUAACUGAUAAAGAUUUAGGAAGCAAUUUCUUCGUUACAGAAAAUCAUAUCGGAAAGGCAAGGGCACAGGUUGUAACAGAGUCUUUACUGGAGCUAAAUGACGAAGUCAAUGGAAAUUACUUGAUCGAGGAUGUUCGCGAUUUGUUAGAAAAGGACCCUCAAAUUUUCUUGUCCUUUGAUAUUGUUAUCGUAACAGAUGCCAGAGAAAAAUUACUCAUUCGUCUCAGUCAGCUUUUGAGUGGUACUUCUAUCACUUUGGUGGUAUGCUUCAGCAUUGGUGUCAUCGGAUAUUUAAGAAUCUGUUCUCCUGAACAUGUGAUAGUCGAGUCACAUCCAGAUUCCUAUUGCCCUGAUCUAAGACUUGAUCGACCAUUUCCUGAUUUCGUUAAAAUGGUAGACGAACAACCGUUAGAAGAAAUGACAUCUGAAAAGCUUUGUCAUACACCGUGGCUCAUAAUUGUUUAUGUUUUUCUGCAGAAGUUUAUUUCUCUACACGGCCAUUUUCCAAGAAAUCAUAAAGAAAAGGCAGAGAUUAAAGAUAUGAUUUCUAAAGGUGCGGUUGAUCUUUGGAGUCAAUUGUGUAAACGUGAGAAUAACCUGGAUUCAUCUUUUGUCUUGGAGAAUUUUCAAGAAGCAUGUCAGGCAGUCAAUACAGCAGUUCUACCGACUACAAUUCCUGAAAAUGUGAAGAAGUUACUCGAGGAUGACCGCUGUAAUGAUCCCUGUCUUACAAAUAUUGGUAUUUCGGGAUCCAGUAAUACAAAUCUAAAGUUUCCUACCAGGAACCACCAACAAUUACACAGAAAGAAUUCUGUUUACACAACUAUUUCACCUGUAAAAUUCUGGCGUCUAGUUCGUGCUCUACGAGAUUUUAUUGAACAUGAAGGUGAGGGACAAUUACCUGUACGUGGUAGUCUACCAGAUAUGAUAUCUGAUUCGAAGCGUUAUUUACAGCUUUUGUCUAUUUAUCGUGAACGUUCUGAAUGGGCGGUGGAACGCCUUGCCUCAAGAUUAUUGCAAUUCCCUGAUAUUUCUGUAGACGACGUACGUCUUUUUGUUAAAAAUGCAAGCUUCUUGAAUGUUGUACGUUGUCGGUCAUUAGAAGAGGAAAUGAAACUUUCACCAGCGCGUUCAGACGAUCUGAAUUUACUCCCAACACACAAAGAAAAUGAUCCCAUGUUGUGGUAUUUAGUUCUUAGAGGUGCUAGUAGUUUUCUGAUGGAAACUGGACGGUGGCCUGGUAGCUCACAGCCUUAUACUACCACAUUUAAAUUCAGUUCUAACAACCAAAAUCAAAACUCAACUGGAAUUCCAGUGCCACGUGAAGAACAAUUCUCCGCUACAGAUUCUGAACAGUUAGACAUGAACAUCAUUGAAUCUGACUUACCAACGUUACGGAUACACUUAAAUCGUGUUCUCCAGUCGUUUGGGAUUGCAACGAAUCGUGUUAGCACAGAUUAUUUAGAGGUAAUGUACUUUAUUAUAUUUCCUACGGUAUGUAAUACUGAUAAAAACGAAUUAGCAGUGUGACAUACUAAAAUUAUCAGUUUGUGUUCUCUAAAUGUCUUUAAAAGCCCCGAAAAGUUAGGUGGGAGUAAUCUGUGAUCGGUGAGUGAGCAAAGACAGAUACAUCUAGUUACAGUAAAAAUAAAACACUAUUUUAUAUGUCAAACUGACCCUACUUGUGUUUCAAUUUGACUCCACUUUGUGAUUGCAUUUUAUGUGUUAAUUUACUGUUGUACUAUGACCUAUUUCUAGUUCUUGAUGGCUAGCCAGAUAAUUAAGUCAAGUGUGUCAUUUGAUCAAAUAUUAUGACCGACCAAUCUAGUUAUUUGCUGAUCCGGAAUCAAGUAUCCAGUGUAGGAUCCAAAGCCCAAACAUAUUCUUGUUGAUUCAGAUUGUGUUAUCAGGCGUAAACUACCUUUUUGGGAUUUGCACAAUAAUCAAUGUCAGUGAUUGGAGACCUACCCACAUUUUCCACCUUCUUCUAGAUCUUGAUUUUCAAUAAUAUUCUUUCUAAUCGAUGAAGUUGGCCAAUUGGUCUGAGACAUUACCGCAGCCAGAGAUUAGAGGGGUUGAGUAACAUUGUACAGAAUCGGUCACAUGGACGCAAUCGCAUUCACUCCUUAUCUUACUUUAUAAAUUCCUCUUAGUUUUUUAAAAUUUUAUUUGUUUCAACACAUAAAUAUUGGUACAGGAGGGCACCGAAUACAUAUGCGCCACACAAAUCUCAUUCGAUAUGUGUGAGGGCUGUGAUACUGUCCGGGUGCUCAAACAGGAGCAGGUGGUUUUCUUAGGGGGCCACACCUCAAGCCUUUGACCUAAAGGUCUGAUCCACAAGGCAGUGGAGCAUCGUAAGGAGAUGCAUUCCCAUGGUAGCCGGUGACCAACGAUUGGUUCAUACGCCAAUUGUUCCCGCAGGAUACUGGAGCCGAUGUGCACCAUUGAUUGGGGAUCCGGUUAAAGCGCCGGACAUUCUCUUUUCCUCCUCUCAUUUUCGUAAACAACAGUAACGCCACGAGAAGGCAGUGAGUAGGACUUCCCUGGUGGAGGCUGUAUACGCGUGGUCAUGUGAGAGUAUUUCGAGAGGGAGGGCGAACCCACCUCACUCUCAGUCAUACCAGGGCGUUUGGGGGCUUUUUUCUCUCACAACAUAAUGACAGUACGUAGAUCUUUCAAAAGUUCUGAUAGCGAACUUUAACGCUGCAACUGAUUGGAACACUACGAGAAAUAAUGUAGUUUUUUAAAAACUAUAUACUCAAUUCAUAAUCUUUCUCAUUAUCAUUGGUACUAAAUUAUUUUGUUAUUUAUGUUUUUAAUCAAUAUAACUUGAGUGGACACAUAAUUGUGUCAAACUACACUUUAAUGAUGACUAACUCCCUAUCUAGAAUUGUAAUACUUUAAAAUGAUUGAUACUCGGGUCCUGUGGAAGUUUUUUUGAACUUAUUAGCAACGCUAUUAUUUACAUUUAAGAGAACAAUAUUAUGUUCAAUUAGAACUUCUUACUUCUAAGAUACGAUAAUAUCUAUAUACAUAUUUAAAGAAUAUUGAAUCAUUCGAAAAAAUUGGAGUUAAUCGUCAUAAAAUAGGAUACAUAAGUAGUCGUAAAAAUUGUUAUUAAUAUAGUUGGUGUAGGACUAAAAAACAGCAUGAUAACAAGACUAAGAAAAGGAUCAUUAAUAAUUAUUUGAUGAAUCCCUAUGAAUGCUCUAGUUCUAUCCACGACAUGAUCAUGAUCGACCAAGUGUGAUAAGAUGGUGCUGGAUAUAGAUACAGUUAGGCCGUUUUCGAACCACGAAAACAGAUACUCGUCAACUAGUAAGCUAAGUGAUCUAGUCUUAGGAUCGACAUAGCUUUCUCCAUGGUAUCAGCUAAAUUGAUAGUCUGACGAAGAUCUAUUUUAAAACAGGAUUGUUCGCCUAUAUGUUCUGUCCCAAUUUACAUGAAAGGUUGUAAUAUUGUCAUAAGUAUUCAGAAAACUAAUUGAUAUCCACUAAAUUCUUUUAAAUCGAUCGCUGUGAGACCGAGGAUGCUCUACUCAACUCUCGGUGAGGUUGUAGAUGUGCACUGCUGAGUCCCACACUAAGAUAAAAAGCUAUCCAAUGCUUCCUGGUUUACAGUGGUUGCCUAACUAAAGUUAGUGAUGCAAACGAUAUAUAUAAUUAUUUUUUCUGCAAUCUAUUAAAGCCGCGCCACUUCUACCUUCUUUUCUAACCUACAGGAAAUGUGUCAGUUCCGUGGUAAUGAGCUGCAUUCAGUGGUUGCAUUUAUGGGUGGAGUUGUAGCACAAGAAGUUAUCAAGUUAAUCACACACCAGUUUAUCCCAGUAUCGAAGCCGUUGAUUUAUAAUGCUAUUAACCAGAAAAUAGAAUUGUUGGAUUUUUGAUGAACGUUGUUGUUCAUAUAUGAGUUGAGUAUAUGCAUGUUAAAUAAAUGUUAUUUUCCACUUGAAGUACAUUUGUCACUCAGGUGACCUUUUGUUUUCUGUGCUGGAUGGUUUGGUUGUGGAACAUUCAUUUCUCAUCUGGAAAUCAUCAGCGCAAAUUUCAGGUAAAAUUUAAGUGCUCGGAUUUCCCCACAUGUGACUCAGCUUGAGUGGUUAUUGUUGACCGAUCCAAUUUAUCAACCAAUCAGAAAAAUCAUGGAUAAACAUAGUGUGGUACAAUCAAAUUAAAGAAUUAAACAAUGACAGGUUAAAGGUCAACAAUAACCAAUCAACAUCGAUAGAACAUGCUGAGUCAUAUAUGAACCAAUUCAAACACAUCAUUUCUACCUGAAUUUUGUCCUGAUGAUGUUGUUGAGAAGAACAAUGAAAACACCACCAAAUCAUCCAACUCGGGGAACAAAACUUCUCCUAAAUGACUUACUAUAUCUUUGUCAUUUUCUACAUUCUGAUCAACUCAUCAUUUGAGUUUCAUGAGUUUUGUUUCCGAACAGUUGUUGAAUA